Megalops cyprinoides (Indo-Pacific tarpon) is the source of this 2367-nucleotide messenger RNA. RefSeq names its product Tax1 (human T-cell leukemia virus type I) binding protein 3 (gene tax1bp3). The coding region runs from base 103 to 477 and encodes 124 amino acids. Lineage: Eukaryota; Metazoa; Chordata; Actinopteri; Elopiformes; Megalopidae. Gene Ontology annotation, molecular function: protein binding. The transcript has 4 exons. The record is from RefSeq and is a predicted model, not a curated record.
UUCCUCAUGAAUAAGACAAACCGUAUCUAAUACAAUUUUUCUGUCAAAGGGCGAGGAUUGCGUCUUUAAAGUGUGACGAACUGUGCUUCUCAUUCAAUUAAAAUGUCUUACAUCCCAGGACAGCCAGUCACUGCUGUUGUGCAACGCAUUGAAAUCCACAAGCUACGUCAAGGUGACAACUUGAUCCUUGGAUUCAGCAUAGGAGGAGGAAUAGACCAAGACCCAGGACAGAACCCCUUCUCUGAGGACAAGACAGACAAGGGCAUCUAUGUUACAAGGGUGACCAAAGGAGGACCAGCAGAGGUUGCAGGCCUGAUGAUGGGAGACAAAAUAAUGCAGGUGAAUGGCUGGGAUAUGACCAUGGUGACUCAUGACCAGGCGAGGAAGAGGCUCACCAAGAAGAACGAGGAUGUGGUGCGGCUCCUGGUGACCAGAAAGUCCCUGGAGGAGGCCGUCAGGCAGUCCAUGAUGCAGUAACCCAGUACUCCAGACUAAAAAGUGAACAGAGACCUAAAGUAGGAAUCCAAAGAUUCAUUCCAUGGCAGCCAGCACAUUCACACUGAUUUCACUGCUCCUGCUGUCUGCCCUCUACACCAGCAUACCUUAUCAAGUUGAGUGAAUGUUCGCUUUUAACAGAGUGUUAAGUGACACUACAAGCGGCAUUUACUUUACUCAGCCUGUUGUCAGUAACACGACAUUUAUCAAUGGCUUAUAGAGCCUCUAGUUUGAGUAUGGUUUGGUGUAUCCAUAGACUACAGGAGCACUUAACUCAGGCUGCUGUACUCGAUUUAAAAAUUACAUACAUGAAUGUUAAAUCAGGCUUCCUUAUUUAAAUAUAAGGAUGGUUGUUCGGUGGUUAAUUCAGAAUUGAGUGUCAAAUAUACGUCAAAUGUAAUUUGAUGCUAGCAUUUGAAGUCCAAAUACAUAUACUAGUACAUAUGUUUUUGAAAGUUAUCCUUGUUCUUCGAACUGUAGAUUCCAUUGAGUAAUUCUUACACAGAUAUGUGUCCACAUGCAUAUGGUCUGUAAAGUGGAAAGUAAAUUAGCUAAUAUUACAAUAGUAUUAACAGAGGCAGCAGUGCUUGGCAUAAACACAGGUGGGUUCUAUCUUUGGAUUCCCACGGGAGUUUUAUUCGUAUUGAUUUCUUUCUUUGAAUUUAAUAUGUGCCACAAGCAAUAAGAUAUUCAGUGCUUUACACUGCUACAAGAUUGAUGACUGAUUUAUGGGUACUUUUUCCUCUGGUUUAAGGGACUUUUGCAUUUAAUUUUUAUAUACAUACACCAAAGAAACAUGAAAAUCAAAUAUGAAUGCAAUGUUUCAUUUUGUAUUGUGUAUGUUUUGCACUUGUGCAUCUUAAAAAGCCUUAGCCAAAAUUCUAAUGUUGGGUGAAAGGAAGAGAAAGCUGGCUGCAAAGUAGCAAAUUAUAAGAAUGUGGUCAUAGCAAAAAAAAAAAAAAAAAACAAUUCCAUGGCUGAGUCUUGUGACUCAACACUCCUAACAGUUCCAUUCAGGGUUCUGAUUCACACUAUGCAGCCAUGUGGUGCAUUCUGGGAUCCCUAUGUGGCACCUGUGGAAUUUACUAUGUUGAAUCCACUAAAUAAGAUGAUUGUACAAGUGCCUUUUGUUUCAGUUUGAUGUGAUGUUAAGCACAGAUGCUGGCUCACUAGUAUGGUUGAACAUCUUGUUGUUUUACCGGGAACAACAAAUGUAUUUUGUCUUGAGUUGUACACUGGAAUAAUUUGGAACAAGGUUGACUGAUCCAUAGAAUAAAAUUCCUUUUUGAUACUUGUUAGCCUUAAAAUGACACUAAUGAUUAUGCCACUAACUGUUAUAAUGGCUGUUUCCUUUGCUGUUCCAAUUCCUGUUAAAACGUUCUUACAUUUGUUAGAGAGCCCUUCUUCAGCUGUUCUGUCAUAGAACAUACGAUAGUUUCAUUAAUUUCCCCCCAAAUACAUUCAUUUGUUUAAAACCCAUAUUUAUUUGUAAGUUGUGGUAAUGUAACACUCAGUGCCUAAUAUACAGUAUAUUCUACCUGUUUCAGUAAUUUCUUUGUGCUUUUUCAACAGUUUCCAGCAACGGUUAAGCAAUAGUGGUUAAGACUUAAUACUGAGAAAUAGUUUAGUGUGUUUUUACGGCUGAGAGACCAGUUGCAAGAAUCCUAUUUGAAAAGUACCUUAAUACAAUUCAAAUGAACCCACUACAGUAAAGAAUAAGCAUAAUAUCUGUGUGAACUCUGUAUCAAAUGUUUUUGCUUGCUGUAUACUCCACUACUUAUUUUUAUAUUAGGUCUGAAUUUAUAUUCAUUUUUGAAAGUGAGCAAUAAUGAGCAAUUUUUAUAACACUAGCAAGUAGAUUUUAUAUCUUUA